This is a messenger RNA of Etheostoma cragini (Arkansas darter), 3310 nucleotides long. Its product is annotated as homeobox protein otx5-like. Gene Ontology annotation, cellular component: nucleus. Bases 490 to 1377 code for a protein of 295 amino acids. The record is from RefSeq and is a predicted model, not a curated record. The transcript is spliced from 5 exons. Gene Ontology annotation, biological process: multicellular organism development; regulation of transcription by RNA polymerase II. Lineage: Eukaryota; Metazoa; Chordata; Actinopteri; Perciformes; Percidae. Gene Ontology annotation, molecular function: RNA polymerase II cis-regulatory region sequence-specific DNA binding; DNA-binding transcription factor activity, RNA polymerase II-specific.
AAGGCUGCUUUUGUUACCUUUCACCUGACGACGUCGGUGCGCAUCGCAACUUGGACAGAGAAACUGCAUCAUAGCACGGGUCUUGUUUGAUUAGGCUUUAUUAUUUAUUUUAAUGCAAUGACGUAAUUUAUUGUCUUGGGUUUAUUUAAGUUGACGUUAUCAAUCUUAUCUGAAUAGAGGAAUAUACACCCGGUCUCUAAAUCAACGGUGCUUUUACGCAUCAGGUUCAAAUAGGUGUAAAGACGCAUCUUCAGUUAGAGGGUUCUGGUUCGAUAGCACUAAUUCAGACAAAAACAACUAAGUGACAAACAACCCAGGGUGAAAGAAAAACACAGAGGGAGGGAGUGACAGAAAAAAGAGAGAGAGAGAGAGGAGAGAGAGAGAGAGAGAGACACCCCCUGGAGACUAGCUAGGAGACCCGGCCCCCGGCCUGAGAGAAGGAGAGAGAGAGUGAGGUAGUGAGGGAGUGUUUUAAAGCCAGCAGGAGGCAUGAUGUCCUACAUUAAGCAACCCCAUUACGCCGUGAACGGGUUAACGCUGUCCGGCCCGGGCAUGGAUCUGCUUCACUCCGCCGUUGGAUACCCUAAUACCCCGCGUAAACAGCGUCGGGAGCGCACCACCUUCACACGCGCACAGCUGGAUAUCCUCGAGGCUCUGUUUGCCAAAACGCGCUACCCAGACAUCUUCAUGAGGGAGGAGGUGGCCCUAAAGAUCAACCUGCCUGAGUCCCGAGUCCAGGUCUGGUUCAAGAACCGCCGUGCCAAGUGCCGCCAGCAGCAGCAGCAGAGCACCGGCCAGUCCAAACCACGGCCCCCUAAAAAGAAGGCAUCCCCUGCUCGGGAUGCUAACUCUGAGGCCAGUGCCAACGUCACCAAUGGAGCAUACAGCCCUCCUCCCCCUCCUCCAGGCACCGGCAUCCCCCCCAGCUCCAGCUCUGCCAGCGCCACGGUGUCCAUCUGGAGCCCAGCCUCCAUCUCCCCGCUGCCAGACCCCCUGUCUGCCUCCACCACUCCCUGCAUGCAGCGCACCACCUCAUACCCCAUGACCUACACCCAGGCCCCAGCCUACAGCCAGAGCUACGCAGGAUCCUCCUCCUACUUCACCGGCCUGGACUGUAGCUCCUACCUGUCCCCGAUGCACCCGCAGCUGUCGGGCACCGGAGGCGCCCUGAGCCCCAUCACAGCCGCCUCGAUGGGUGGGCCUCUCAGCCAGUCCCCCGCCUCGCUGUCCUCCCAGGGCUACACAGCAGCCUCGCUGGGCUUUGGAGCCGUCGACUGUCUAGACUACAAGGACCAAGCUGCCUGGAAGCUUAAUUUCAAUGCCACUGACUGUCUGGACUACAAAGACCAGAACUCCUGGAAGUUCCAGGUCUUGUAAAUAUUAAGAAGUGGGAGGUGGGGAGGGACGGGGAUAGGGGAAGAAACGAGAUAUUGAACAAAAUUGAAGUCAGGUGAAUGACCCCAGAUUAGAUGGAAGAUACCUUGGGACACAGCAAUCAAUUAAUCAUAUCGGUGGAAGAACUAAUCAGCUAAAAUAGUUCACUUUUGCUAGCUCAGAAAUAUUUGUGGAUGUAAACUGAGCUGUUGAGCUGAUGCUCGACUUGGUGAUUGUAAAAAAAGAGAUGACUGUAGUGUUCCUAAGUUAAGCAACUUAGAAAUCAGCUAUGAAAUAAAUGAAUGGCUGUAAAAGGAAAACAAGACUGUGAUAUCUGUACAAUAAAAUCUAAUUAGAGAGGAAGAACAACAGCUUUAUAUUUCCAGCUCAGUGGUAUUGGGCCGAAGUUGUGAUUUAAAUACAGUAAACUAUAUUCCUGAUGUCAAGAUAAUUUAAAGUGAACACUCAGAAACAUAGGUGGUGACUUGUCACAUGUUAAAUGCCUCCUUUCGAUUGAUAACUCAACAGUUUUGGUUAAUAGAUAUUCCACCUGCCUCCACUUGGACCCCAUUUGAAGCAGAGCUUUCACAGCGCAGCCGCUUCAGUGACCUUCACGUUUACUGCAUAGACAGCCUUGAAAUGGACAUGUUAAAGCACAGAACUGACUAGAGCCCGAGCUCAUGUUUAUUUCUUCCUUAGACCUUGUCUUGUAUUUUCUGUGAUGUAUUUCUUUUAUAAAGCUGAUUUUCAUCUCAAAAAGCUUUGAGCCAAACGACUCAACUAACCCAAACUGACAUCUUAGGGAGGUGUCUUAACAAGGUGGCCACUAAUUUAAAAAAAUACCACGUGAAAUGUGCAGACAGCAGACAGACACUGAUGAUUCCCAGUAGCCUUGUGUGAUACUGACCCUCUGCAGCCUGUGUGUGAUACUCGCGGAGGUAGUAGAGCUGGUCACUGAAGUGACUGCAGUACAAACCUGUUGCCUUUGAGCAUGGUUGAAAUCAUUAGCAGAAUGGCUCGUCCAUUGUUAGUUUAAUAGGAUCAAUUCCAGACAAUUUGUGCAACAAUGGCCGCAUUGUGGCUAUUGGCAGCCAAGUAGAUCCCCCCCCCCCCCACUCCAUCUCACAGUGUUUGCAUGAGGGUAGCUGAUUGUUGAAGCAGUUCAUGAAUCUACAAAUGACUUUAUUAUUAUGAACUUGUUUUGCUGAUAAAUUGCUCCAGGGAGGAUUUGAUGGGAGAGAAGUCUGCACCAGAGAAAGGGAAGGGACUGGGCCGCCAUGCAGCCCCCCUUUGCACAGAGAGUUUGGUGUCUCUCAACUUCAACCUGUAAAGAUGUGAUGGGUACCCCUUUAUGUGUUUGAUGUGUUGUUUGAUUUUUUUUUUGUAUUAGACUUAAACAAUAUUUCUUUUAAGAAAUUGUGAAUUCGUUGAAGUAAAAAUUGUGGUAAUUUGUUUUGAAUAUUAUUAUCAGUAUUAUUACUAUCAUAAAUAUGUUGUCUUCAGCUGACAUGGACAUUGCUAAUAUACUUUUUUGUUCUUUUGUAAAUAUAAAAACUUGAAAAUGCAAUCAUGUCUGGUAUCACCAAUGAGUUGUUACGCAGGCGCUCCACCCAACAGAAUCUCUCUCUCUCUCUUAAUUUCUAGAAAACUGCCAACUUUUUGUUUGUUUCUGUUUCUGUUCUUCUGGUUUCUGCUUAUUCUUAUUUUUUCAAACUCAGGGGUUUAUCCAAUAAAAGUAGCAGUAAUAGGAUACAAUGCUGGUUAUGCUUCUUGAUCAUUUACUGUACUUUUAUCUUUUGCAUUACUAUAAUCUUCUCUGCUUAUUUUUUCUGACAUGAAUUAUUUUGUAUAUUUCAUUUGUCUCCUGUGUUUGACCAGUCUCACCACUACCAUGCUAGAUAGCUAUGAUGUUUCUGAGACAUUAAAUGGCUUCAUU